CUGGGCGGCCGCUGCGAAGCGGGGAAAACUUCACUUUUCUCCGGAAUGCCGUGCGAAGGGGCUACCCCUGCUAAGGACGAAGGGAAGGCCGCGUCCGGCGGAGGAUUAGAGGUCCUCCCCGGCGGUGCGACCCCGAGGCAUUCAGCAACUCCAGGCACUACCGCCGAGACCAAAGCCAGGUUGGCGCUAUCCCGAGAGGACGGACACGGCCACAAAGAUGGAGGCGCUCAGUCUAAAUACCGCGGGAAAAGGGUAGAGCAGUAGCAGUCCCGCCGAGCGCGAACGAAACGAGAAGCCGUGGCGGGGGCUGCGCCCGCGGCAGGUGCCCAGGGCGGUGCCGCUAGGGCACCGUCUGCCGAGCUGCUGCCGCGGGUCGGGCCGCGCUGAGGGCGUGGCAGCCAGCGCGCUCGCCGUUCCCAGCACGCUGGGCGGCGGCGGCCGUGCUGGGAGUGACAGCGGGGCCUGAGCGGAUCCGCGCUGCCCCAUGGCGGCCGCCCGCCUCGGCGGCCCGCCCGCCUGGCGGUGACUCGUGCUCCCCCUCCUGCCCCUCCUCCUCUGCCGCCGCCGCCGCCGCCUCCUCUUCCUCCUCCUCCUCCUCCUCCUGCUCCGCUAGCCCAGCCUGGGCCCAGCCCAGCCACUGCCGCACGGCGCCGUCGCCGCCCGCCGAGCCCGGGACGCAGCCGGGAGCCGCGCGGGGGCCAUGACGGUGGAGCAGAAUGUACUGCAGCCCGGCGGCGCCGCCAAGCACCAGCAGACAUUUUUAAAUCAGCUGAGGGAGAUCACUGGUAUCAAUGACAUCCAGGUACUGCAACAAGCACUAAAGGACAGCAAUGGCAAUCUGGAAUUGGCUGUGGCUUUCCUCACUGCAAAGAAUGCCAAGGUUCCCCAGCUAGAAGAGGCAACUUACUAUCAAACAGCCCUUCCUGGAAAUGACAGAUACAUCAGCGUGGGCAGCCAGGCAGACACCAAUGUGAUUGAUCUCACUGGAGAUGAUAAAGAUGAUCUUCAGAGGGCAAUUGCCUUGAGUUUGGAGGAAUCAAACAGGGCAUUCAGGGAGACUGGAAUAACAGAUGAGGAACAAGCCAUUAGCAGAGUUCUAGAAGCCAGUAUUGCAGAAAAUAAAGCAAGUUUAAAAAGAGCACAUCCAGAGAUAUGGAGUGACUCCCCAAAUCCUUAUGAUCGAAAGCGGCAAGACAACUGUCCAGUAGGAUUAAAGAAUGUUGGCAACACGUGCUGGUUUAGUGCUGUCAUUCAGUCAUUAUUUAAUCUGCUGGAGUUUCGAAGACUAGUUUUGAAUUUCAAUCCUCCUGCAAAUGCUCAAGACUUGCCCCGAAAUCAAAAGGAACAUAGGAACCUGCCAUUCAUGCGUGAAUUGAGGUACUUGUUUGCCCUUCUAGUUGGUUCGAAGAGGAAAUAUGUUGACCCAUCAAGAGCAGUUGAAAUCCUUAAAGAUGCUUUUAAAUCAAAUGAUUCACAACAGCAAGAUGUUAGUGAAUUUACACACAAAUUAUUAGACUGGCUAGAGGAUGCUUUCCAAAUAAAAGCUGAAGAAGAGAGGGAUGGAGAGAAACCAAAGAACCCAAUGGUAGAGUUGUUCUAUGGACGAUUUUUAGCAGUAGGUGUACUUGAAGGUAAAAAAUUUGAAAACACAGAAAUGUUUGGCCAGUAUCCACUCCAGGUUAAUGGCUUUAAAGAUCUGCAUGAGUGCCUAGAAGCUGCAAUGAUUGAGGGAGAAAUCGAAUCUCUCCAUUCAGAAAAUUCUGCCAAGUCUGGUCAGGAGCACUGGUUCACUGAGCUUCCUCCUGUCUUAACUUUUGAAUUAUCAAGAUUUGAGUUUAACCAGGCUUUGGGGAGACCAGAGAAGAUACAUAACAAAUUAGAAUUUCCUCCAAUUUUGUAUCUGGACAGGUAUAUGCACAAAAAUAGAGAAAUAACAAGAAUUAAAAGAGAUGAAAUCAAGAGACUCAAAGAGUACCUCACAGUUCUACAACAGAGAUUAGAACGAUAUUUAAGCUAUGGUUCUGGUCCUAAACGAUUCCCCUUGGUAGAUGUCCUGCAGUAUGCCUUGGAGUUUGCUUCCAGCAAGCCAGUGUGCACAUCUCCGGUUGAUGACUUAGGUGCUAGUGCCCCUGCCAGUGGCACACUGCCAGUCCAGACCUCGCCCAGCACAAUAGAGCAACAGGGGCCUUCAUCUUCAGAUGUUCCAAGCACAUCUCCUGUACAGAGAUCAGUAAUACAUAAACCAUUCACACAAUCACGAAUUCCUCCUGAUCUGCCAAUGCAUCCGGCACCAAGGCACAUCACUGAGGAGGAGUUGUCUGUCUUAGAAGGCUGUCUGCAUCGCUGGAGGACUGAAGUAGAGAAUGACACUAGAGAUUUACAAGAAAGUAUAUCUAGGAUACAUCGGACAAUUGAAUUGAUGUACUCUGACAAAACAAUGGUCCAAGUUCCUUACAGAUUGCAUGCUGUGCUAGUUCAUGAAGGUCAAGCUAAUGCAGGACACUAUUGGGCAUAUAUUUAUGACCACCACCAGGGCAGAUGGAUGAAAUACAAUGAUAUUUCUGUGACAAAAUCAACUUGGGAAGAAUUGGAACGGGACUCUUUUGGUGGUUACAGGAAUGCCAGCGCAUAUUGUUUAAUGUAUAUCAAUGAUAAGGAGCAGUACUUGAUACAAGAGGAGUUUAACAAAGAAACAGGACAGAUGCUUGUUGGAAUGGACACCCUGCCUUCUGAUCUAAGGGAUUUUGUCAAGGAAGACAAUAAACGUUUUGAAAAAGAACUUGAAGAGUGGGAUGCAGAACUCGCUCAGAAAGCACAGCAGGAGAAGUUGCUAUCUCAGAUACCCAGGGCACCAGCACCCUCACCUGCUCCAGUUCAAGCAGGAGAACCAGAAUAUCUAGAGCAGCCAUCAAGAACUGGUACUUCAAAGCACUUAAAAGAAGAUUCUGUACAAGCAAUCAGUAAAGCUUUAGCUGAACAAGAAGAUAGAGGUCCAGAAGCUAUAAUGGAUACGGCAAUUAAAUUGGAAUACACACGUUUGCUAAAAUUAGCCCAGGAAGAUCCGCCUCCGGAAUGUGAUUACCGUUUGCGACAUGCAAUUGUUUACUUCAUCCAAAAUCAAGCACCAAAGAAGAUAAUUGAAAGAACCCUACUGGAACAGUUUGGAGAUCACAACCUUAGCUUUGAUGAAAGGUGCCGUAACAUAAUGAAGGUUGCUCAAGCUAAACUUGAAAUGAUAAAGCCAGAUGAAGUAAACAUGGAAGAAUACGAGAGAUGGCAUCAAGACUACAAAAAUUUCAGGGAAACAACCAUGUUUCUCAUGGUAGGACUGGAGUUUUUCCAAAAAAAGAGGAUGGUGAUUACAGUAUCAAUGCCUCAAAACAUCCCAUAGAAAAGUCUUUGAAACAGAGCUGUUCCAGAUUAACUUCUCCUCCCAUUUGCAGCCAAAGGAAUGGAAUAAUUAGUUGCAGAAUAUCCAGUGGCCAACAUCUGUGGUGCGAAAAUUGAACUUUUUGUAUCACAUGAUAGAAAUUCUGAAUUGUGGAAACAGUUCUGUGGUCAAUCACUGUUUUCAUGUAUAACUAAGGAAAAUACAGUGGGAGUAACUUUUUUUAAUAUCUGUAUGUUGUGUAGUAAAUUGCUUCACGUUUCUCUCUCAUGUUUUGUAUGCUUCCAAAAAACAAAGGCCUCAAACAAAACAGGAAAAUUGAUUGUAGAAGACACUGCCUUGUCUUUGUGACAAGUGAUCUCUUUGUAUAACGACUGGCACAAUGAGCCCAUAGUCUUGGUUUGUCUUCUGGUUGCUACCAUGUAACAAAUAGAUAUUUGUCAAUAGUUUAAAUUGCAGUAAAGCUCUUUGUCAAUGUGUACAUAAGCUUAAACAGCUUAUGUACAAAUGUUGGUCAGAAGAUUACCUGGCUUUUUUUAAAAAUAAAUACUCUGGUGUUGUUCAAUCCAUUGAGGAGGCAAAAAUGUCAUACAAGAACUUUCCUUUUUAUCCUUGGAUUUCACACACACUGAAGUGUACAGGCAGAAACAGGAGAUCUUCAAGUUCCUUGGCACUGGGACUCCAGGAUGGCAAUGCAAAUAUUUUCACUUAUCCACCUUUUAAAACAUAUUCUGAUUAUGCCAGGGGAAAGAAGGGAAGGAAGUACAGGUACCUCUUCCAUACCAAAUAGCAUUUUUGGUAUAGUUUUCUGUCAUUCAUAGUAAUUUUCAGAGUUAGAGUGACUCGUUUGUUACCAGACAUGUUUGUAGUUUAGAAGAAAAGCUUAUAAUGAUCAGACUUAACAGAUAAGAAGUUACAAUUAAUAUUUUUAGAGUCAUCUAACAUCCAGGGAAGUACAGUAUUUGCUCCAGUUGGCAAAAAAAAGCAGCUUAAUACAUGCUUCAGGAGGUAUUUAAUACAAAGACAGUGAAGACUAGAGUUAAGCCUGCUUUGAGGGUGAGUUGAGGAUCUGGGAUCUGAGAUGACCUGCUCUGAAGACAUCUACUGCAAUUAUGCACCCAUGCUUCAGCUACAUGUUCCCAAAAGACUGAGCUAUUUAUUGAAGUUAACAUACUGUGUGCUCCUGAGGGGAGUACCCUUAUUCUGAAAAUAGGACUAAAUUAUGAACUCUUCAAUUCCCUUAUUAACACAGAAAUCAUAAAAGUGUAACUUCAAAAAUACCUGUGAAAACAUAGGCUUUCGUAAUGGAAAUACAACCGUCAUUAGCAGGAUUGGUUUGAGGCUUUUUAAAGAGACUCACCUUCCUCACUUGGUUAACUUUUCUUGGGUUUAGUAACUGUAAUUGACACCUAGUAGCACUCAGUCUCUAGGUCGAGCCAAAAAUCAGCCUUUAUCCAGGUGGUCUCUGAUUUCCUUAAAUGAUAAUGCUGUGUUGAACAGACACAGAAUCAACGUUAAAGCAGCAGUUUGGUGCAUCUUUUCAUGCCUACUUUCAGUGUUCACUCAUAGUCCCUUAUGGUGGUUGACAAAGCCCUUUUUCACUUUUAUUGAACAUUUCUUCUGUGAAGAAAGACUGAGAGAACUGGGACUGUUCAGUCUUGAGAAGGCUGAGAGAGGAUCUUAUCAACAUCUUUAAGUAUCUGCGUGGCGGGUGAACAAUGGAUGCAAGCUAGAACAGGGAAGGUUCCACCUCAGCAUGAGGAGGCAUUUCUUCACAGUGAGGGUGACAGAGUACUGGAACAGUCUGCCUGGAGAGGUCGUGGAGUCUCCUUCUGUGGAGGCUUUCAAAACCUGCCUGGAUGUGUUUGUGCAUGGCCUUUCCUUGAUCCUGCUUUGGUGAGGGGCCAAGCUUGAUAAUCUCUGGAAGUCCCUUCGAACCCCUAACAUUCUGUGAUUCACCAAAGUUGAAGAGUUAAAAGGUUUUGCAAGCAUAUCUCCUCUGAUUGUACUAUAAAGUAGGAAUCUGCAAAGGAUAAGAUGAACACACAGAGCCAAUGAACCUCAGCAAGAAUUUUACCUGCAGCUCACUCUUCUGGUAGCAACUGGAAAGUGAACAAACUAGAUCUUAACAGUUGCGUCUGAGUUUCUUGGAAACCCAACACGGUUUCCCACUUUUGAUCAAAGUGCCUUUUUUUAAAGCAGUGGUAAAAUUUAGUCCUUCUGUGCUAUCUGCAUCUUUUCCAAAGUGUAUACCUGGUAAGUUCCAUAAUUCUGUGACCAGCAUCAGUGAUUUUUUAGGCUUAGGCUUCAUAGGCUGGAGCUUACAUGCACUUCAGGUGUAAGAAGACAGAAUGAAUCUGUUAGCUAAUUUCCACUGUGGUUUUACUCCCCAGACUCUUGGGAUAUAUAAGGACUCUGAGCUUGGAUGUACAGUAGUGAUUUUAAAUAGCUGGUCAGUUGUGUUGGUGGUCAGCGAUACAAAGAUUUUUCAUAGGUAGAAGAAAUAUGCUUUGGAGCACUGUUUCUUUUAAUGAAUGCAUAGCUUUGUAUUCUGAGACCAGAAAAUUGGCUAACAGUGACUGUACUCAAAUUUCUGUAAGCAACAAGUCCUUAGGAUUGCAGGAGACUAUGUCUAUAUGUCAUGGUGGAAGAAAUAGCUUCACAGUAGAUUCUAAAUUAUGGUUUCGGGGUUCAUCUUGUUCUUCUAAACAGGAAUAUCAGAAGGCAAAUAUUUAAGGAACCAUUGGUAUUUCAAGUGGCCUUCUCCCAUCUUUUUAUGUUGUCUUAUUGGGAGGUGUUACUGUUAAGUCUUGAGUUGGUGUAGUUAGUACAAUUCUGAUGUGUAUUUUGAAGGUGUACCUUCUGUGUGCUCAGACAAUAUGUAGCCCUUUUUAGGAGGCUGAUAGUUUGGUUUUGGUAGUUUAAACUUUAUGACUUCCUCUUCUCAUUUGGAAUCAUUGAGUGCACUGUCCCUCUAACUACUCUGUUAUGAAACUUUUCUUCCUAAUUUUUUAUUUAUUAAACAAAAAGAGAUGUCUAACUGUUUGGGUUUAGGGUAGCUGUUUUCAGUGGCUGUCUGCCAUAACUAUGUUUCUAUAAACCAGCAAAUAAACAAUGCAUGCUCAAGGCUAAUCCAGAGCUCUUUUGGAGUGAGUGAGAUGAUACCCAUUCAGUAAGCUUUGGAUCAGACUUCAUGUGGAAGUGAUCUAACCUGAGAAUAAAAUAAAGUUAUUCUCAUGUGCAUAAAAGAUGAGCUGGUGUGGUAAGACAAAAAAAACCCAAACCAACAAACAAAACAAACCAAAAAACCCCAAACAUUUUGAAGGGGUUGGUGGGGAGGGGUGGACUUACAAACAAGUACGGUACCUAUCCUUUGAAGAAGACAAUAGUUACCUUGAAACAGGUGGUACCUGAGUCUUGCAUCUAAUGCUUUUAUUUCU
Pogoniulus pusillus (Red-fronted tinkerbird) is the source of this 6828-nucleotide messenger RNA. RefSeq names its product ubiquitin specific peptidase 25 (gene USP25). Gene Ontology annotation, biological process: protein deubiquitination; proteasome-mediated ubiquitin-dependent protein catabolic process; regulation of proteasomal protein catabolic process. Lineage: Eukaryota; Metazoa; Chordata; Aves; Piciformes; Lybiidae. Gene Ontology annotation, molecular function: cysteine-type deubiquitinase activity; protein binding; proteasome binding. The transcript is spliced from 22 exons. The record is from RefSeq and is a predicted model, not a curated record. The coding region runs from base 701 to 3391 and encodes 896 amino acids.